This is a messenger RNA of Fusarium odoratissimum NRRL 54006, 1140 nucleotides long. RefSeq lists its product as uncharacterized. The transcript is spliced from 4 exons. Lineage: Eukaryota; Fungi; Ascomycota; Sordariomycetes; Hypocreales; Nectriaceae. Gene Ontology annotation, cellular component: cytoplasm. Gene Ontology annotation, molecular function: aldehyde-lyase activity. The coding region runs from base 69 to 1007 and encodes 312 amino acids. The record is from RefSeq and is a predicted model, not a curated record.
CAUCAUAUCAACUUUGGCCAGUUGACCGAUCUACUAUUGACUGCUCUAUUAUACAGAUAACACUCGCUAUGGCUUAUCAAAAUGCCUCCCCUGUCGUCAAUGCCUUCGGGAAAACACGCCUCCAGGAAUCCUUAGAGCGAGCUAGAGAUCGUCAAGGUCCAAGCCUGGGACAAUGGCUUGCUCUACCAGGACAUGCUCUCGCCAAAACCAUUGCACCUCUUGGUGAAGAUUGGGUUCUCAUUGACUGUGAGCAUGGUCACAUCGACGAUUAUAACAUGUACCUUCAAAUCAGUGCCAUAUCAUCAAGUGGCGUGUCACCUGUCGUCAGAAUUCCAGCCGGUGAACCUUGGAUGGUGAAGCGAGCAUUAGAUGCAGGUGCCCAUGCGAUCAUGGUGCCGAUGUGCGAGACAAAAGAGCAGGCGAUGCAGAUUGUUGAAUCGGCCAAAUACCCCUCAAAGAGUUACCCGAAUGGUUUCCGAGGCACUGGAGCCAUGUUUGCCCCAGCUGCUUUCAAUUUGACCGGCCGUGAGUAUUUGCUCAACGCAAAUAGCAAUGUGAUGAUAUUCGUCCAAAUCGAGUCUCGCAAAGGCGUGGAAAAUGUUGAAGAGAUUGCCAAGGUCGAUGGUAUUGAUAUGCUUUUUAUCGGGCCAAAUGACCUUGCGUCUUCUCUAGGCUAUGUUGCUUUCGAUCAUGCAACAACACCGGAAGUGCAACAGGCGACUCAACGGAUUCUAGACGCAACUUUGGCCGCUGGAAAGUAUGCAGGACAUUUUGCUCUUGAUGCAGCAACUGCUGCUCAGCGAUAUGAACAAGGCUUCCACUUUGUGAACUGUGGUGCGGAUAUUGUGGCAUUGACAUCUCAGAUGUCAGCCGAGAUACGGAAGGUGAAGGAUCUAACGACAAAGGACUUGGCCUAUAAUGCCGCAAAUGGAAGCGGAUCGGAAAAUGGCGUGAAAAGCUUGGACGGGAGGGGAAAUGGUAGUGUGGAUGCCGUGAAGCUCUACUAGUAGAUUACAGAUACAGCAUGCAUAAUAGGCUGCCGCGAACCCUGAGGAAAAGUUCAGCUCGGAUCUCCAUUACAUUAAGAGAUGUAUAGCUACGAUUUAUACUCCAUAAUGAACAUAUGGAACCCAUUGCGGC